Aspergillus vadensis CBS 113365 is the source of this 537-nucleotide messenger RNA. RefSeq lists its product as uncharacterized. The annotation marks the transcript as partial. The transcript has a single exon. Lineage: Eukaryota; Fungi; Ascomycota; Eurotiomycetes; Eurotiales; Aspergillaceae. The record is from RefSeq and is a predicted model, not a curated record.
ACUGCUGUGCCCGGCACCUCGGCUGCUCCUGGAGAAUCUACUGCCACUGGUGUCUCACCCGUCACCCCUGAAGAGACUACUGCCACUGGCGUUUCCCCCGUCUCCCCUGAAGAAACCACCGCCACUGGCGUUUCUCCCGUCAGCCCCGAAGAGACUACCGCUACUGGUGUUUCUCCCGUCAGCCCAGAGGAAACCACCGCCACUGGUGUCUCUCCAGUUUCUCCUGAAGAGACUACUGCCACUGGUGUCUCCCCGGUUAGCCCCGAAGAGACCACCGGCGCGACGGGUGUCUCCCCCGUCACUCCUGAAGAGACCACUGCCACUGGUGUUUCUCCCGUUACACCCGGCGAGACCAGCGGCGCAACUGGCGUCUCCCCCGUCUCCCCUGAAGAAACCACCGGUGUCUCUCCCGUUACCCCCGGCGAGACCACCGGCGCGACGGGCGUCUCCCCAGCCUUCACUGGCGCCGCCUCCUCCAACAUGCAGCCCGCGGCUGGCUUCCUGGCGGCCGUCAUGGGUGUCAUGGCUCUCCUCUAA